Messenger RNA from Nannizzia gypsea CBS 118893, 2277 nucleotides. Its product is annotated as diaminopropionate ammonia-lyase. The record is from RefSeq and is a predicted model, not a curated record. Lineage: Eukaryota; Fungi; Ascomycota; Eurotiomycetes; Onygenales; Arthrodermataceae. The transcript has a single exon. Gene Ontology annotation, molecular function: hydrolase activity. Bases 1 to 2277 code for a protein of 758 amino acids.
AUGGCUCACGCUCGCCGUUCGGUCUAUCACAAUCCAGAUGCGCAGCAAUUCAGGCUUGACCGCGAGGUGGCGGGCGCAGAGAAGCAGUUCCACCAGUCUCUGCCAUCAUACAAGCCAAGUCCGCUCGUCUCUCUCGACAAGCUAGCAAAGGAGAUUGGAGUAUCCAAGGUCUUCAUCAAGGACGAGAGCAGCCGUCUCGGUCUUCCAUCGUUUAAGAUCCUGGGUGCCUCGUGGGCCGUCUAUCUGGCUGUUUCGUCACAUCUGAAGCUAUCGAGCCCCUCGCUGGAUGAGCUCUCCCGCGCAGCCGCCAGCGCUCGCAUCAAACUGCUAGCUGCAACUGACGGUAAUCAUGGACGAGCCGUUGGCCGCAUGGCGAAGAUACUGGGGAUAUCCUCUGAGAUCUUUGUUGGCAAGAAUCUGGACCAGCAUACCCGGGACCUGAUAGCUGGCGAAGGGGCGACGGUCACUGUUGUCAAGGGAGACUACGACGAUGCGAUAUCUGCUUCGGCGAAGAAAGCAGAUGAAUACCCUAAUUUCAUUCUGGUUCAAGAUACUGCUUUUGAGGGCUACGAAAAGAUCCCUGCUUGGAUUGUCGAUGGCUACUCUACGAUGUUGACUGAGAUCGAUGAUCAGUUGCAGGACCAGGGCUUGAAAGCUACGGCUAUAGUCUCGCCUGUCGGGGUUGGAUCUCUCUGUCAGGCUGUGGUAUCUCAUUGCAAGACCAAGGGAAAGGAAAUGUCCGUUCUUACUGUCGAGCCGGAUGUUGCUGCUUGUCUGCAUAAGAGCUUAAGGGCUGGACAGAUGACUCAGGUGAAGGUAUCAAAGACGAUAAUGAGCGGAAUGGAAUGCGGAACUGUCUCUUCUAUUGCAUGGCCGGUAUUACAGUCCGGAGUCGAUGCUAGCGUUACUAUCUCCGAUUACGAGGCUCAUCAGGGCGUGCAGUAUCUAAGCUCAAAGGGGGUCAACGUUGGACCCUGCGGAGCUGCCGGUGUACCUGGUCUACGAUAUGUUGCAAAGACAGACCCAUCCUCUCUUGGACUAACCUCUGAUUCUGUCGUCGUUAUCCUCGGGACAGAAGGGAGCCGUCCGUAUACUACACCCAAGGAUGUUUCUUCAGACGACUGUGUCGAAUUAACCCAGACUUUGACGCAGAUCAACUCGUCCAACCCAUCAGAGACGAACCCAAGCGGUGUCGGCGAGGGAGAGAUAGCGGACUACAUCACCGCCUGGCUGGAGCACCGGGAUCUAGAAGCUCAUCGGCUGGAGGGUACCCCUGGGAGGCCCUCGGUGAUAGGUGUCCUUCGAGGAACCGGUGGAGGAAGAUCCUUGAUGAUGAACGGCCAUAUUGAUACAGUGACUCUGGACAGUUACUCAUCCGGACUUGACCCCCUUUCAGGAGAGCUGGCGGUUUCCUCUGCUGGACGCAAGAGGGUGGUGGGACGUGGUACACUGGACAUGAAGGCGGGCAUCGCAGCUUCAAUGGCCGCUCUAGCAGAAGCUAAAACAUCCUCCUCCCCACCUCGAGGGGACGUCAUAUUGGCAGCUGUUGCGGACGAAGAGUACUCAUCCAUUGGAACCAAGGAAAUCCUCAAAGCCGGCUGGAGUGCCGACGGAGCCAUCGUGGUCGAGCCGACGCUUGAAACGAUCGCCCAUGCACACAAGGGGAUGACGUGGCUGGAAAUAGAGAUAUUGGGCGUUGCUGCCCAUGGAUCCAGGCCCGAUGACGGGGUAGACGCAAUCCUACUCUCGGGGUACUUCCUGACAGCCCUGAAAGAAUACGAAUCAACCUUGCCAGAGGACAGUGAUUUGGGAAGAGCGUCUCUUCACGCUAGUUUGAUCAAGGGCGGGAUUGAACCGAACAGCUACCCUGCCUCAUGCAAGAUGACAAUUGAAUUCAGGACUAUCCCUGUUCAAACUAAGGAAGGCAUACUGGCUGAUGUCAACGAUAUACUGAUGAAGAUCAAGAAACGAGUAGUUGGAUUCAAGUACAGGCCUCCUCAGGUCGUCGCCCAUAAAUCUCCGUUUGAGAUUGCGAAGGAUCACCCCUUUACUAGAUGUGUGUAUGAUGCUACUGGCAAGGUAUAUGGCGACCCCUGUGUGUUCCAGGCACUGGAUCCCUGGACUGACGCAGCUCUGCUUCACGAUGCGGGUAUUCCGUCAAUUGUAUUUGGGCAGUCCGGUGCCGGUUUGCAUUCAGAGUAUGAAUGGGUUGAUGUCGAGAGCAUCCAGAGGACUCAGGGUGUGAUAUCUGCAGUUAUUGAGGAUUUCUGCAGCUAG